AUGUUGAGAUACGCUUCCAAGCUGAUAUUGCCCGCGGGUGCUCGUGGUCUUGCCACGGCCAGUACGUUGCCAACUACACAGACGACGGUCCUGAAGAACGGAUUGACAGUGGCCACCGAACAGAUCCCCAACUCCCUGACCGCCACUGUGGGAGUCUGGAUCGAUGCCGGUUCCAGGGCCGACGUGAGCGACUCGACGUCAGGCACUGCUCACUUUCUGGAGCAUCUUGCGUUCAAGGGCACACAGAAUAGAAACCAGCUGAGUCUUGAGUUAGAGGUCGAGAACUGCGGCUCUCACUUGAAUGCUUACACAUCUAGAGAAAACACAGUCUACUAUGCAAAAUCGCUGAAACAGGACAUCCCUAGAGCCGUGGACAUUUUGUCUGAUAUUCUCACGAGAUCGAGGCUGGAAAAAUUGGCUAUCGAGAAGGAGAGACCGGUUAUCAUUAGAGAGAGUGAGGAGGUUGACAAGAUGUACGACGAGGUGGUCUUUGACAGACUGCACGAAGUGGUGUUCAAGGGCCAGCCUUUAGGAAGAACCAUUUUGGGCCCUAUCGACAAUAUCAAGUCCAUUACUCAGUACGACUUGAAGAACUACAUCCAAACCAACUAUAAGGGUGAUCGUAUGGUUUUGGUUGGAACAGGAGCCGUUGACCACCAGGAGUUGGUGGAGCUUGCCGAGAAGUCUUUCGGCCAUGUUCCGAUCUCAGAGACUCCCCUUCCUUUGGGAACUCCUCGUGGAGCCAUUCCAAAGUUCUAUGGUGACGAGAUCAAGGUUCGUGACGAGUCUUUGCCAAACACAUACUUUGCCAUCUGCGUGGAAGGCUGCUCGUGGUCUUCGGACGACUAUUUCAAAGCUUUGGUUGCACAGGCGAUUGUUGGAAACUGGGAUAGAGCCACCAACGUUACGCCUUCUCCAUUGGCUAAAGCAGUUGCUGCUGGCGACAAGGAGCCUUUGUGCAACUCGUUCAUGUCUUUCUCCACCUCCUACUCCGAUACGGGUCUGUGGGGAACCUACGUUGUUGUGGACAAGGCCCAGACAUGCUACCCAGUGAUUGACUGUAUUUUGAGAGAAUGGAGCCGGUUGAGAAACGGCAACUUCUCUGAAAAAGAGGUCGAGGUUGCCAAGUCUCAGCUCAAGGGUUCGCUUUUGCUUUCGUUGGACGGCACUACCGCCACGGCAGAAGAUAUUGGAAGACAGCUGGUCACCACUGGUCGCAGACUCGCUCCUGAGGAAAUUUUCCAGAUAGUCAACGAUAUCACCAAAGAGGACAUUGUCGACUGGUGCCAUCGGUACCUGCACAACAAGCCGGUUGGUCUUGCUGCUUUAGGAUCCACAGACUCUAUUCCAGCACACAAGCUGAUCAGCCAGAGCAUGUCAUUCUAA
Molecule: messenger RNA, 1386 nt
Organism: Ogataea philodendri
Lineage: Eukaryota; Fungi; Ascomycota; Pichiomycetes; Pichiales; Pichiaceae
Exons: 1
Coding region: 1-1386 (461 amino acids)
Cellular component (GO): mitochondrion
Molecular function (GO): metal ion binding; metalloendopeptidase activity
Source: RefSeq, a predicted model, not a curated record